GUCACGUUGACAUUUUGUAAUUUCGUGCUUGGCGCCAAAACAAACUAAAACCCCAUUUUUGCUACAUGUUUUAUUUAACAUUUUAUAGUAUAUUUUAAAUGAAACCGUGUUAAAUUAUUGAUGAUUUUACACGUGGAAGUAUUACGCAAUCUUCACCAAAAAUAGUUCGACAUGUACACCAGAUCCUCAGCACGACUUUCCCAGAAACAGCGGUACAGAAGCCCUACGAACAACACCUUUAAUGACGAAUAUGAGGAUGAAUCAAAUAUUAAGACAAGAAUUACCACACCAAGAAAGAAGAAAAAUACAGCUGUUACUGGCAAUUCCACACCUCCUAAGCAGAAGAAAAAUGACACUUUAAAUGAGGUAACUACUCCCGAAGGUUUAAAUCGUAAGCAACUUAUAGAUUCCCAAACUAAUACACCAUCUAGCUUACUGCAAAGGUUAGAACUCAAUAGUCCUCCAAAAAGUGCAAAGAAAUUAUUCAAAGAUGAAAAACAAAGCAAUUUCUUCAACACAAAAGCCAAAAAUGAACAAAAAAUCGUUGGUGAUAUUCAUAGCAUGGUUGUGAAAGAUAGUGCUAAAAGAUGUUUGAGUAAUGCUUAUCAAACUGCUAGAAAGGCAUUGCAAAGCACAGUACCUGUAAACUUGCCUGGAAGGGAGAAGGAAAUCAGUGAAUUGAAGGAUUUUAUAAAUACGCAUUUGAGUGAAAAGAUAUCAGCAUCAAUGUAUGUGAGUGGGCCUCCUGGCACUGGAAAAAGUGCUUCUUUGACUCUGAUACUACAAGAAGAAUGCUUGCAAGACUUCAAACAUAUCUAUAUAAAUUGCACAUCAAUAAAGUCUCCAACAGCUGUAUAUUCAAGGAUUUUUAAAGAACUGGAUAUAAAGUCCACUGCUAAGACUGAAAAGGAAUAUCUUUCUGCCAUUGAAAAGUAUAUGAAAAAGAGUACAAAAAUGAUAAUAUUAGUGUUGGAUGAGAUUGACCAACUAGAGAGCAAAAACCACUCUAUUCUAUAUACAAUAUUUGAAUGGCCUGCAAAGGCCCAAAGCUGCUUGAUUUUGAUUGGUAUAGCCAAUGCACUGGACCUGACUGAUAGAAUUUUACCAAGAUUACAAGCCAGGUGUGAGCUGAAACCAAACCUGAUGCAUUUUGCACCUUAUACCAAACAACAAAUUAUGGACAUAUUCACGUCCAGACUGAAAGAAAAUGGAGUGGAUGGUGUCUUUUCUGCUGUUGCUUUACAAAUGCUAGCUGGCAAGGUGGCAUCUGUAUCAGGUGAUGUGAGGAGAGCCCUAGACAUAGGUCGACGAGUUGUUGAACUGGCUGACCAGUCAAGCAAGGACAUCCUGAAGUCCGUAGAGAAUUUAGAGACUGAAAAAAAAGAACUAUUGAAACAGGUAGAGCUGAAAGAUGUAUUGGCUGUGGUGAACAAUGUUUAUGGUGGCAGUCAAAAUUUGCAGGAAGACUCCUCAGAUGAGUGUUUUCCUCUGCAACAGAAGAUUAUUGUCUGCUCACUGUUAUUAAUGCUCAAUAAGGCAAAGAAUAAAGAUGUUACACUCGGCAGACUGCAUGAGGUUUAUAGGCGGGUGUGUUCAAAACGUAACUUGAUAGCUGUGGACCAAGCAGAGUUUGUUGGUUUAUGUUCUCUGAUUGAGACCAGAGGCAUGAUCAAAGUGGCGGGAAAAGGCAAGAUGGAUCAGAGGAUGUCCCGGGUGGGCCUACAGUGGAAUGAAGAAGAGGUUGCGGCUGCACUCAGGGACAAGCAGCUUAUGUCUCAAAUUUUACAAGAUGUCGAGUGUCUGGGAAAAAUGUGAUUCAUUGGUGCUGCAAAGGCAUUUCUUUCAAGUAUGACACUUGUUAUGGAUUUAGCUUGGAUCAUCUACAACAGAAGCAUGUGGUUAGCCGUAAGAUAUAGGGUAACAGAAACAAUUUUAUCAAAGAAAACUGGUAUUUUUAUUAACUCUACAAGCCUGUUUUAUAAUUCAUACAAAAAAAUAUAUCAACUGAAAAAUGAACGUUAAUAUUCCUUCAUUAUAACUAGCAGCCUAGUUUAAUUCAGGAUUUUAAAAAACUAAACAUCCUUUUCGAGACAAUAAGGUCAACUUAUUUUUAUAUAGAGUCAAAAUUAUUCUUUCGACGACAAUUUUUUUUUCUAAUUUUUUUUACUUCAAAAUUACAAAUCACUCGCACAUACACCGAAAACUUCAUUCCAACAUUGUAAAUUAUAAUAAGCUUAUAAAACUGUUCCAAGUCAUCACUGGGCGGGCCUCGGGCGGCAUCCCAAGCCAUCGCAUUGGCGUACAUUUUACGUUGUAGCUUGAAUUGUUGAUUUUUUCAUCACUGCUUGAUAUCGCAUAAGUUUGUUAAAAUAACCCCUUCAGAGUAAUUCCUGGGUUAUAUUUGAUAGGUGAUGAUUAUACUGCAGAAUAUACUUUUCAUAUGUUUAUAAAACAGCCGCACAAAGGUGGAAUGAUGACUCGGACCAUUUCUAUAUAUAUGACACCGAAAAUUAAUAAUGAUUUCCUACAUGUUUCAAAUCUUUUGUUACGACCAAUCUGACAAUAUCUAA
Molecule: messenger RNA, 2570 nt
Organism: Acanthoscelides obtectus
Lineage: Eukaryota; Metazoa; Arthropoda; Insecta; Coleoptera; Chrysomelidae
Source: the annotation of a GenBank genome assembly